CGCCAAUCCGGUGAUCUGGCUCCGCCCGACGCCACCUUUUUCUGACGUCUCCCUUAUUUCACCUUCUCCAUCUACCAUCCUUCACAUUCAGAGACGUGAAACUCGCCGCAAUGUCACAGGCUGAGGUGACCCGCGCCGAGUCUAUCGAAGAGCAGGAGCGCGCCCGGGCCGAUGGCGAUAAGAAGCCCAAGUCCCGGAGACCAGCCAAUACUGCGUUCCGUCAACAGCGACUGAAAGCCUGGCAACCGAUCCUGACCCCAAAGAGUGUCCUACCGUUAUUCUUCAUCGUCGGCGUCCUCUUUGCACCCAUCGGCGGUGUCCUCCUUUGGGCGAGUUCCCAAGUUCAAGAGAUCGUGAUCGAUUACACCAACUGUCCCACCGAGGCGCCCACCGGCUCAUUCGGAGAUUUGUCGAAAUACGUGUCCACAACAUGGAAAGCGAAGUCGGGUACGCCGCCUUCCUGGCAAAAGACAUGGAACUCUACUGGCCAGAACUGGAUCUGCACUCUCCAGUUUAACAUCCCAGAGUCGAUGGGACCCCCGGUCUUCAUGUACUACCGUUUGACCAACUUUUACCAAAAUCAUCGCCGAUAUGUCCAGUCGCUUGAUCUCGAACAGUUGAAGGGCACGCCGGUCAGCAACUCAACAAUCGCGGGUAGCGUGUGUUCUCCUCUCGCGACCGGCGACUCUGGCAAGGCAUACUAUCCGUGUGGCCUGAUCGCAAACUCCAUGUUCAAUGACACCAUCGGUCAGCCGGUUCUCACGGGAGACAGCUCCGAACCAUACAACAUGACAAACAAGGGGAUCGCCUGGCAAAGUGACAAAGAGCUGAUCAAGAAGACACAGUACCAGCCCGGACAAGUCGUUCCUCCGCCCAACUGGGUCGAUUACAACUACACCGAGAGUAUUCCUGAUCUCCAUGAGAACGAGGAGUUCAUGGUCUGGAUGAGAACAGCUGGGUUGCCGUCUUUCAGCAAGCUUUCCCGCAGGAAUGACACUCACGCGAUGAAGCCUGGUCCCUAUGAGUUGAGCAUCAACUACAGGUUUAACGUGACCGAGUACGACGGAACGAAGUCUAUCCUCCUCUCUACCAGGACGGCUCUUGGUGGCAAGAAUCCUUUCAUGGGAAUCGCUUACGUCGUCGUCGGAGGAGUGUGUGUUCUCUUGGGCGCUUUGUUCACAAUUGCCCAUUUGAUUCGACCCAGAAAACUGGGUGACCACACCUAUUUGACUUGGGAUUCGACUAACCAUCCCAGUACCGCGACGGCAACGGGAAGGGAUGAUCGCAUGCGCCCCGGUGCGUAA
This is a messenger RNA of Penicillium cinerascens, 1304 nucleotides long. RefSeq names its product CDC50/LEM3 family protein. The record is from RefSeq and is a predicted model, not a curated record. Lineage: Eukaryota; Fungi; Ascomycota; Eurotiomycetes; Eurotiales; Aspergillaceae. Gene Ontology annotation, cellular component: Golgi apparatus; endoplasmic reticulum; plasma membrane. The coding region runs from base 111 to 1304 and encodes 397 amino acids. The transcript is spliced from 6 exons.